AUGCAAUUAUUUCUGCUCAUUUUUUGUCUUUCCAUUUGGUUAAGUGGAACCGUUAUUGCAGAAAGUAAUACAAAGUUUCAAAUAGAUUAUGGUGCCGCUGUAUGGGGUGCGAAAGCUCCAGAUUAUUCAUUAGCUACAGUAAACCCUGGUACUACAAUUUUCAUUAGAGGCAUAAUAUUUGUUGAUAACAAAACGACAAACUAUUACGAGUAUGACAUGAUCCGAGUUAAAACAAAUAUCAUGAAAAUGGUAGACGAAGCAAAUCAGUAUUUGAAUCAGUUGAGUGUUGGAUUGGUUAUUGUUGGAAUUUAUCAAACAAAUCGAGGAGAUUUAAGCCUUCAGUCAUUUCAAGAAUACAGAAAUGCUAGAAUGGAUAAGCUUCCUGAUCAUGAAUUCGCCACUCUUAUUUCCUACAAGUAUGCAGGUGGAUUGGCAUAUGUGGACGGCUUGUGUUCGAGUCAUUCAGUUUCAUUGUCUGGGUUUUACCCCAAUGAACCAAGAGCAAUGGGCUCAAUAUUUUUCCACGAGCUGGCUCAUCUUGUUGGAGUACCACAUCGCGCAAUUAAUGAAUCACUUUAUGUGCCAAAUUGCGCAUGCACUCCAAAAAUGUCAAAAGGAGACGAAGGAUGCUUAAAAAUACCUGGCUUCGAUCAUGACUGCACAGUUCAACAAUUCAUUAACGUCAUUUACAAAAACAAAUGUCUGCCCAACGCUAUUGAAUUCGAAACAAGUGAGCCGGUUUGUGGCAACGGAGUUCUUGAAGAAGGUGAAGAUUGUGAUUGCGGGUUGCCAGGCCGUUGCAGUGAUUUUAAUUGCCAUCCGCAUACCUGCACCUAUUUUAUGCAUCCAUUCGUUGUGUUCCUGAUUGCGGCCACUGUUUCAUUGUUCCUUGUAACCAUCACCUGGAUUCUAAUUCGUCGAUAUUUCGGAAAAAUGUUGAAUUGUUUCAAGAAAUAUACAAACAAGCAUAACAAGAAUUCGAGUCCCUAUAUGAAUGGACAAAUCCAAAUAUUGGCUGCCAGUCCGUAUCAAAACAGAAAAAUGUCGCAUUCAUCGAUUGCUGCUAGUGGCAGCAUUGUUGUAAGUAAUGAUUCAAGAUUUGCAACAAUUCAGCGUCCGAAAGUUCCCCCACCGCCACCACCACCACCAAAAACUACAAUCAGAGUUGUCAAUUCCAACUCCGGACAAUAUGGUUCAGAGAAAGUGUGCAAAUCAUAUCGUGAAAGCUUCUAUGAUGAUUUUAGCGAUGAUGAUUUUGAGUCUGACCCUGAAAUGGAACCACCUUCUGUGUAUCCAUUGCCCACUGGAGUUCCGACUUGUCCAUCAUAUUCAACAGCAAAAGCUCCAAUUAACAGAGUCAAAGUUGAACUUCAUUCUCCUCGUACCAACAGCACAACCACAACAUCCAACUCGUCUAAUUCGUUCUCAUUUUAA
Caenorhabditis bovis is the source of this 1434-nucleotide messenger RNA. The record is from the annotation of a GenBank genome assembly. Lineage: Eukaryota; Metazoa; Nematoda; Chromadorea; Rhabditida; Rhabditidae.